GUAUCCCACAUAGUUUGCAACUUUGCAUAUCAUUCAUCCAAGUUACAGCGAAAGGGGAGGCCGGAGGCGGAGGGGGAGGGCCUGGCCGGAAGGAACCGGCGACCGCCCCCCUGCCCCGCCCUCCGGGUUGCGGCCACCCUCGUCUCGACACGAUGGCUUCUCUGGGUCUGGAGGAGAUGAAGAGGAGAAAGGCAAUGUGGUUGUACCCCAAAGUGCUUGGUUUCAACCCUUCUGAGAGAUGGGGGCACUCUUCUUGUUUCUUUGAUGGAGUUGUUUAUGUUUUUGGGGGAUGUUGUAGAGGGUUACAUUUCAGUGAUGUUCUUACUCUGAAUCUAGACACAAUGGUAUGGAAAUCCCUUGUUACAACUGGGCCAAAACCCGGAAACCGUGACAGUCAUGGCACGGCACUAGUCGGUCACAGGAUGGUUGUCUUAGGGGGAACUAAUGGCUCAAAGAAAUUGAAUGAUCUUCACAUUUUAGAUUUAAGGACAAAAGAAUGGAGUAAGCCUAAUUUCAAGGGCAUGCCGCCUUCGCCCCGAGAGAGCCAUACCAUCACUGCAGUUGGCGAUGCAAAGCUUGUGAUUUUUGGUGGUAGCGGAGAAGUCAAAACCAAUUAUCUGAACGAUAUACAUAUAUUUGACCUCAAGAGCAUGAUGAGUUCCCCUGAUGUUAAGGGCGAACUUCCAGCCCCAAGAGAUAGCCACACUGCUGUUUCUAUGGGUAAUAAGCUUCUUAUUUAUGGGGGUGAUUGCGGUGAUCGUUAUCAUGGCGAAGUUGAUGUUCUUGACAUGGAGAAUAUGACUUGGUCACGGCUUGUGAUUCAAGGGUCCUCACCCGGAGUCAGAGCAGGUCAUGCAGCUGUAACUUUUGGGAGCAAGGCGAGUACUCAUGAUGAUGAUGUUUGAGGAAAAGAACAAUGAAAGUAAGCAAUAAGCACUUUGAAU
Molecule: messenger RNA, 944 nt
Organism: Dioscorea cayenensis subsp. rotundata (Guinea yam)
Lineage: Eukaryota; Viridiplantae; Streptophyta; Magnoliopsida; Dioscoreales; Dioscoreaceae
Product: rab9 effector protein with kelch motifs-like
Molecular function (GO): protein binding
Source: RefSeq, a predicted model, not a curated record